AUGGACGACGAAGACGACGUAAGCAGUUCGAGCUCAAGAGACAAUGUCGGGAUGGACUUCGAGCUGGAUGGCAGGUCAGAAACAUACGACGAAGAUUCCGGCAGUGAAACGCCAAACACUCAGGGCAGAGACGUUGGAGAUGUUCAAAAUCCUUAUCUAGACUUCGACGACAUGAGCGAUGGGACAUCCUCCUCCGAGGAAGAGACUGACGAUGAAGACGAGGAUUCAGGCCAGGAUUCAGACCAGGACCUGUCAUACGAAGAAACGCUUGAAGAAUGGGACCGCUAUGAGGGGCUCGAUAACCUCCCCAAAGGUCAGAUCCUCCCUCUUCUCACAGCCCAUAAACGCAUUUGUCAGGCGACAUUGAAGGUGCUGAAGGAGACCCCGGAGGCGGGUCGGACAACCGAAGCAUCUAUGAAGCAGCCAUCACCGUGUUGCGGGACAUCCGUAGGAUCUAUCGACGAGCUCAUACAUCUGGGUGGCUGCUGGCUCCCUCAUUAUGGGCCACGAUCCCGCUACACCUUUCAUCGAUGCGUAUCUCGGUCUCUCCAUGGCGGACUACUUGAUGAGUAG
Cyclocybe aegerita is the source of this 573-nucleotide messenger RNA. The record is from the annotation of a GenBank genome assembly. NCBI's taxonomy places the organism in Eukaryota, Fungi, Basidiomycota, Agaricomycetes, Agaricales, Hemipholiotaceae.